CUCAGACAUUCCCGGCGUUUGUUAUUGUUUGUGUUGUGUCUGUGGCUGUGCCGAAGGCGAAAGUACCUUUUUACCCGAAUGAAAACAAGCCAAGUACGAUCUUUCACAGCUUCGCAUAUCAAUUACACAACUCAACAGUCGUUAUAGACGGGUAAUUACAUAGUACAUCGAGUGGAAACUGCCAAUUUUCCAGUGCUUUGGCGUGUAUUCCGCGAUAGACCAUUUCCUAACCUAACUUUGUAACUGCUGUUAGAACGGAUGUUAUUCGUAGAAAAACGGUGGUAUUGCUAAGAAUUCAAGUGAUACGAAUCGUUGUGGAUCUUCCUCGGGUUCGCUAGGAUCGUCUGAAAUGGAAACGUCGAGUUAUAGUGAAACUUCGUGCGAAAAUGUGAACGCUGUUGAUUUGGCCUCUUCGCUGGCAUUCAGGCCUAGAGGAUCAUUAGCUAGGGCUUUGUAUCGCAAAGAGAAACACGACGAGUAUCUCAGCCAGUUCGAUAAAGCAGAGUGGUACAAAUGCGAUUUGACUGAAAUGCCGGACACACUUGCAUCCAAGUUCGUACAACUAGAGGUCGAUCAAGACACCCUUGAUUUCCUGGACCAGUCUGAGAGGAAGUCUGAUUGGAUACCGACACAGAUAUGGCACACCCUUGCGAAGGCCUUCCUAGGAUGGUUUAUGACACAAACGUCCAUCAACGGGUGGCUCCAACGUGGUUCCAUGUUCGUCGUUUCCCAAUCGCAGCUCAGAAACUUGCUGCGGGUGGACGACGAUUGGAGGUCGGACGAGUUGCUGGAUUUGGGAGCGGGGGACGGGGAGGUGACAGCCCAUUUGGCGCCCCUUUUCCGGAAAGUCUACGCCACUGAGGUGUCCGGGACGAUGAGAGGCUUACUACAGAAGCGGGGAUACGAGUUAUUGGAUGUGGACAAUUGGAAUUUGAACAGAAAAUAUGACGUCAUAUCCUGUUUGAACCUGAUCGAUCGGUGCGAUACGCCUAUGGAAUUACUGGACCAAAUCAGCAAGGCUUUGAAACCAGACGGAAGAGUUCUUCUGGCAGUUGUUCUACCUUUUUCGGCCUAUGUGGAAUCAGGAGCUCCAGAUUUCAAGCCCAAACAACUCCUUCCCAUCAACGGCUCUACGUUCGAGCAACAAGUGAAGAGCGUGGUCGAUGACGUGUUGACCCCGGCCAACUUCGAAGUUAUCUCCUGGAGCAGGGUGCCAUAUCUUUGCGAAGGCGACCUGCAGCAAUCGUACUAUUGGUUGGAUGACGUCAUCUUCGUUCUGAAAUUGAAGAGCGUUACUUGAUUCUUGUAUUUCGGGAUUGUUGUGCUCGAACAUGGAUUAUGAGUGAUGUAGGUCAUAGAAUUAGUAUAGAUAUAUGCAAAAAUUGUUAUUUUUCUACAAAAGAAAUGACACGGUCAGCGCAUUGAUAACAAAUAUGCUAAGUGACACUUUUUUUCAGAUUCCUACGUUAUACUAUGACACUUAAAACGCGACCUAUGGAAUUUCUGUAUUUUAACCUUCAUGGUCCCCAAUCAAGCUAAAAUUCAAGAAAUCAUUCAUUUCUAAACGUUUGAAGGGGAAUUUAUGCAGC
Phaedon cochleariae (mustard beetle) is the source of this 1589-nucleotide messenger RNA. The record is from the annotation of a GenBank genome assembly. NCBI's taxonomy places the organism in Eukaryota, Metazoa, Arthropoda, Insecta, Coleoptera, Chrysomelidae.